Molecule: messenger RNA, 1154 nt
Organism: Vigna unguiculata (cowpea)
Lineage: Eukaryota; Viridiplantae; Streptophyta; Magnoliopsida; Fabales; Fabaceae
Source: RefSeq, a predicted model, not a curated record
CAAGUGUUAACUGAUUUCUGGCUUUGUGUUAUCCACACAGUGCAUUUCUUGAACAGAUCCUGCACUUUCACAAAUUGUUAAGACACUUGAGUAAUUCACCUUUUUUACAUUGCUGUUAACUUUUUGUAAACUGACAAUGAUAUUUCUCUCUGAGAAUUUUCUUAGAAUUUUCAGCAUCCAAAAUUUUAUGAGUACUUUUUUGUUGACUUUGUAGUAUACAUCAAAUACACAAUUUCCAUGGUUUCUCCUUCUCUCUCUUCUUCCACUCAUUUACCUCACUCAUCACCACUUUCAUGUCCUCUAUAUAUCCACAUUCAGAACCCCAUUCUCAUUCCUUGCUCUUUGACACCUUUUGCUCUCAUUUCCCAAAGCCAUGAACAAGUUCAAGAAAUCUCAAGUUCUAGUGCUCUGUCUUCUACUUGUUCUUCUUGUCAUCACACCCUAUUUACCUUCCUCACUCAGACCAACCUACCUGUAUUUCAUCAUAAACUUUCUCAUCAUGGCACUUUGUGCAGAAGCUGGACUCCUUUCAGUUUUUCCUAGCCCUAUGGAAGAUAAAAAGCCAUCAGAAGCAAGUUCUGAGAAAAGAGAAGGCUCCAAUUCCACCCCUAUAGUUUCUGAUGCUGUCUCAGAACAAGCUGAAAAGUGUGCAUCUGAAAGGGUUGUUUCUGUGACCAACAUGAUGCAAAACUCUCCUCCAAUGCCUACUAGCCUUUUCUUCAUAGAAGCUGAUGCAGAAGGCAUGGAUGAAGAAGAUGAAGCAGAAGAGGAGAUUGGAGGAGUUAAUGGGCAAGAGCUGUUUGCAAAAGCUGAGGCCUUCAUUGGGAACUUCUACAAGCAACUGAGGAUGCAGAGUGAGGAAUCUUGGAUUUAUCAGAAAGGCUUUUAGGUUGAGUGCUUUAGCUUUUACAGUAGAAUAAUGUGAAUUCUGUAAUGUGCUACUAGAUUAGAAACAAUGGUCCUUAUCAGAUACCAUAUGGUUGUUUUUUUCCCCUUCCAUUGGGUUUGUACAUGUACAAGAACAGUACAUAGUUUAACUUCUGAAUCCAAGAUCAUGUAUGUUUCCUGAUUAGUAUGAUCUCCGAAGUGGACUUUAAACCUAACUUAAUUCCAUAAAAUCGACUUGUAAGGAUUGUACCCAUUUAUAUAUUGUG